AUGCCGGCUGCCGCGAGAUGCGAGUUGCUAGGAACUGCUGCCAAAACGCUUUCCGAGAAUGCGCAGGAGGAGACCUGGAGCUGGGGGUUGCUGCACUUCGCUGCACACAAAGGGGAAGUGGGGCUAAUGGAAUGGCUGCUGAAGCAGAAAGCCAGGCCCGAUAUUCCGGACGAGGAGGGCAACACCCCUUUGGUUCUCUGCGCCAAGUCCAACCAUGUUCAGGCAAUGGAGAUGCUCAUGGCCCGUCGCAUGCUUAGAAGUACAGUGGGUGGCUGGGACAAGGAGAACGUGGAGGGCUGCAAAGCCCCGAGGUUUCCGCAGUUUCGUACACACACUCGACUCCAGAAGCCGGUCGUCAUCCACAGCGAUAGCAUGAUCACCGCUGUCCUGGUCACAGUCGCGACCGACAUCACCAGAGCAGACUCUGAAUUUGUGUUUCAUGUCGAGGAGUCCCGCCUUGACGAGUUCAUGCGGGCGGAAAUCAGCAUCUUCGCCAAACGGCGGCCACCUUUGCCCCUGCGCCUCGUCGAUGUGGUCAGCGCAUCCUCGUCGCCGCAGAGACUUGCACGGCUGGUUCACGAGGAGCUUCCGGUACGCUUCGCGCGGCGACUGAAGCACAUCGAGAGGGUGGAGGGCUGGGAGCGAGUUCCAGAGCUUCAGGAGCUCCAUUCCAUGCACGCCCAGUCCUUCCGGGAUCUGCGCCUCGCGGACCCAGCGCAGGUGGCUCCCUACGCGGAGGCAAUCCUGCAGAUUCGCCAGCGCCACAAGCGCAUUCCCCGGCUGUUCGCCGAAGCGGUAAAGCGGAUCGGGUCUGGUGGCAUUUGCGAACCAUCGCCGGACUGCUCCGAGCAGGAAGAGCCCGGCAUGGACUUGGAGGCUGUGGAGCUUUGGGCGGAGACCUUCUUACGCUCCCGGGUGCUCACGGAGAUCUUGAUGUCCCACUUCGAGGUGCGCGUGAAGAACGCCUCCGAAGAGAGAGAGCCAAGCCGGGUGGGCAUCAUCGAUUUGAAGUGCGAUCCCUGGCAGAUUUGCCAGGCCGCCAUCGCGGAGGUUGAGAGCGGGCCGCAUCACUGCCGGAUCGAGGCCGAGAACUCGUCUGGGAACAUUGAGUUCUGCCAUGUCCCAAGAUACUUGUUCUACAUCAUGGAGGAGCUCCUGUCCAACAGUGCACGGGCGGCGUCUCAGAGGGAAGAGGGGCCCAGUGGUUCGGCAGCGCCCAUCAAAGUCUCCCUGUGUGCAGACGACAGCCAGGUGGUGAUUCGCAUCAGCGACCGUGCCGGGGGAAUACCGUCCAGCUGCGCUAGCAAGGUUUGGUCUUACGUCUACACCACAGCAGCCGAUGCACCGCAUGGUGGCCAACGGCGCCACUCGCUGCCUGGGCCUUGGGCAGUUUGUGAGGACUCUCCGGUGGCAGGGCGAGGCAUAGGCCUGCCCCUCUGCCGACUCUAUGCGAUGUACCUCGGGGGCUCCCUGCAUCUGAUGAACCUGCCUGGCUUGGGCGUGGACGCCUACCUCUUUUUGAACAGGAUCGAGCCGCAGGAUGCAUUGGACAGCCUCCAGUGCUGA
This is a messenger RNA of Symbiodinium sp. CCMP2592, 1566 nucleotides long. The record is from the annotation of a GenBank genome assembly. Lineage: Eukaryota; Dinophyceae; Suessiales; Symbiodiniaceae.